Pollicipes pollicipes is the source of this 635-nucleotide messenger RNA. RefSeq names its product adult-specific cuticular protein ACP-20. Lineage: Eukaryota; Metazoa; Arthropoda; Thecostraca; Pollicipedomorpha; Pollicipedidae. The record is from RefSeq and is a predicted model, not a curated record. The coding region runs from base 20 to 460 and encodes 146 amino acids. The transcript is spliced from 2 exons. Gene Ontology annotation, cellular component: extracellular matrix.
AGCGACGGCGUCAGCAGAUAUGAAGCUGAUCAUCCUGACUACCCUCGUGGCCGCUGCCGCCGCCGGCGCCAUCGGCAACGUCGGAGGAUAUGGCGGAGCAGCCGGCUUCCCGCACGGGGGCGUCGACUACUACGCUAAGCCCGACUACAACUACGCAUACUCUGUGAAGGACCGCUACUCCGGCGUCAACACCGACGCGCAUGAGAACCGCUACGGACACCAGACCGAGGGCUCCUACGGCUCCAACCUGCCCGACGGCCGCAGGCAGGAGGUCAAGUACUGGGUCAACGGCAACUCCGGCUUCAACGCUGACGUGCAGUACUAUGGGGUGGCCGUGCACCCCAAGACUCCCAUCUACCGCCAAGGCUUCGGCCUCGGCAACGUCGGCUAUGGCAAGGGCUACGGCGGCGGCUAUAACGCCAUUGGUCAUGGCUAUAAUCCUUACGGAUACGGGCACUAGUAAAAACGUGAACCAAACGAGUAUAAGAACUUCGUGUUUGUCCUGUGUCGUAUGUUGUCACACGCCUAAAUACCAUCAUGUUUGUCCUGUGUCAUCCGUUGUAAAAGUAUGCUAUUUAUGAAAGCGUAAGUCACUGUGCACGAGUGAUGAGCAUUAUCAAUAAAACGUCAGCAGC